Beta vulgaris subsp. vulgaris (sugar beet) is the source of this 1507-nucleotide messenger RNA. RefSeq lists its product as uncharacterized. Bases 137 to 646 code for a protein of 169 amino acids. The transcript has 2 exons. Lineage: Eukaryota; Viridiplantae; Streptophyta; Magnoliopsida; Caryophyllales; Amaranthaceae. The record is from RefSeq and is a predicted model, not a curated record.
UGCCAUAGAUCGGAGGUCGAAGAACAAGAACUAUCCGCUCAGACAUCGACCUUACAUUGCACAUUGGGAUGAGCGCGAGGGACACAUAGUUCAGGGCACUCCUUUUAGUGGUCGUACUCAUGCCUUUGACGAGUAUAUGAUAUGGUUUCGUCGCAUCACGAGGUUACGCCUGACGAAUCCAUCGAGGCGACCACCUUCUACACAUUAUCAGCCUGCGUCUGCAGAUAUAGUACUGGCACAUACUUUAUCUGAUAUUGCUCAUAGGUGCGGUACUGUGCUAGAGGCUUCUGAGUCAUUGCCUCCAGAUAUGGUGCGUGACUUGUAUGCGCAGACAUUGCAGACUAUGAGGGGACUGUGUGUUGAUGCUGUUGGCCGAGCUGGACAUGGCCACAUCGUACAGGGCGUGCCUACUUCUGCUGGAUAUACAUCGACUUCUACAUCUUCUACGUCUGCUGCCCAUAUAUCUACCACGUCAGCUUUGCUUUCACCUCCAGUCACUCAGAGGGCCUAUCGACGACGUUCUGACACUACUCCCCUUCUCUUGAUGCCAUUGCAGAGACUCAUGAAACCACACCUAGCUCAUCUACACCUUCACAAAAGAAGAAGAGAGGGUUUUAGAAGUUUCAUUUAUUGUUUAUGUAGUUAGUUAACAUUAUUUUCUCACUCUAACUUGUAACUAAAUUUUUUUUACAUACAUUUGAAUGUGUAUGAACUUGGUGAUGAGUGAUCAAUGUGUGGCUUAUAUUUGGUGUUGUUGAAUGGAAUUUGGUGCUGGAAUUGCAGGUUGGAUAAUGUUGAAAUUGGAGGUUGGAUAAUUGUUUGGAAUUGCUGGAAUUGCAGGUUAGAUGUUUGUUUGGGAUUGCUGGAAUUUUUUUGGCUUUCUGGCAGUUGGCCAAUUAUGUGGGAAACAAUGUAGUGAGUUGUGUAGUGGGUACAAAACCGCUACUCAGAGUAGCGGUUUUAAUGAAUGAACCGCUACCUGGAGUAGCGGUUUACCCGAGGGAGGAAACCGCUACUCUGAGUAGCGGUUCAUACAUUUAAACCGCUACUCUGAGUAGCGGUUUAUGUGAAUGAACCGCUACUCGGAGUAGCGGUUUUGUUUGAAGCAAACCGCUACUCUGAGUAGCGGUUUACCUCCGUUAAAAAAAAAAAAAAAACUUUUUUUCGCGUGCCGUCCUACGUGGACGGUACGUUGGGAAAUAAAACUUUUUGUGGCACAUUUUGGGAAUUAAUCCCCUUUUUGGCAUUAUUGAAGGAAAAAAUUCAAAUAGUUUUGCUACAUUUAUUUAAUAACAUUAGAAUAUGUUUCAAAUGUACCUAAUAGACCAAAAGGAUAAGUCAUGUAAUAAACUUAGCUCAGUUUGUGAACGCAGAACGCUUGGAAAACCAGGGGCGAUUGCCCUGAAGAACAGAUAUAUGCAUGGGAGUGAGUGGUGAGUGGUGAGUACGGAGUAUCUUUUGGAAAACAACAUGCACCAAACUUUUCCAAUCAUUCUCAUUAUUUAUA